Molecule: messenger RNA, 1000 nt
Organism: Populus euphratica (Euphrates poplar)
Lineage: Eukaryota; Viridiplantae; Streptophyta; Magnoliopsida; Malpighiales; Salicaceae
Product: protein CURVATURE THYLAKOID 1C, chloroplastic-like
Exons: 7
Coding region: 196-636 (146 amino acids)
Cellular component (GO): chloroplast thylakoid membrane; thylakoid
Source: RefSeq, a predicted model, not a curated record
AAGAGUCUUCCAGCGAGAGCAGCCACACCGCGCAAAAAAAAUCUAAUCUCUUCCUCCUGCCAAUCCCUUUUUCACAUAGUCUAAAUCCUUCAAUUGAAGCCACAACAGUUGCAAAGAAAGGUUAAUCUCUUCUUCCUAAGCCACGCAAAAGACUUACAGUCGAGCUUUGAUUACUUUCAAGUUAAGGAAGAAGACAUGGCUUCCAUAAUUGCAAGCUUGCCUUCUCCACCAUUGUUGGUUCAUGGUAAAAGGACCCUUUUCAGCACUCUUCAAACGCUCCCACUUUCUCCCAUUAAAGACAGACAGAACUGUGUUUCUGUUGUUGUGAGGGCUACUGGGGAAAGCUCUGAGUCAUCACCCCCCCUCGGGAUUGUUAAGUCUGUUAAAAACAUAUGGGAUGAUUCCGAAGAUAGGCUGGCUCUUAUCGGUUUGGGGUUUGCAGCACUGGUAGCCAUUUGGACGUCGGCAAAACUCAUCCCGGCCAUUGACAAGUUGCCUGUUGUCCCAAGCGUGCUAGAAUUGAUUGGCAUACUUUUUUCUUCAUGGUUUAUAUAUCGAUAUCUUUUGUUCAAGCCCAAUCGGGAAGAGCUAUUCCAGAUCAUCAAGAAGUCAGUUGCCAAUAUCUUAGGCCAGUGAAUCAUGCUUUGAAAUGUAGUCAAGUCGUGUACCUUUAGAGCUUUCCCUGAUUGGCAUAUCGUGUAUCUAUAUGGGUGGCAAUGACCAGUUGACCUACACUUUCAUUUGGUAGUGGAAGUUUUUGAUGCAUCAAGUUUAAGCAAUUCUAUGUUCAUUUUCUGGCACUCGUCUAUUAUCAUCAUUCAAACAUAUUGGAUGUUCAUAACAGGACAGUUGGGAUGAACAACAUGUCAGCACAUAGUACAGAGGUAAGUUAUUGAAACAUUGUUAGCAGAACUUUGCCUAUAGUUUCUCGUGUAUGGCAUUUGAGAUGAAAGGAUAUCAGAAAUUACUUGGGAUAAAUAAAUUUGAACCUUCAAAUUUA